AUGAACUACUUACAGACAUGCAAAGUACGUUCUUUCCUCGCAGAGACAAACUCUUAUCGAUUUAUUGCCCGCCGUCGUCUAGACUUCUUCCUGCACCCCAACUUGUCCACCUCUUCAGCUGGCCGUGCGGUGGUCCAGCCGAACAUCGACCUUGUCCAUGCUUUCCGAGCUGCUGGAUCCAAGGUAAUAUGGUGCCAGUGGGGUCUCAGCGAAUAUGAUCUCCUGACCAUGCCGCCCGCGUUCCUCUUCAACUUCGCGAGCGGCGGCAACCCGAACAUGACCAUGGGUGAUGAGAUGGGCAUGAUCAACGAUAACGGCACAGAGGUGGAUAUGGGUCGCAAGCUGGUGCCAGGGUCGUGGAAUGCCCAGCAAUACGGUCCUCUCUGGGACCUCGCCCAAGAGGGUAUUGCAAACGGAACCGACGUCCAGUUUCCUAAAAAUCGCCUCAGCUGCUUCUGGGGGGCGCAGACGCCUGGAAACAUGUUCCUCCAGGACAACCUCAUCUCAACAGUUUUCAUCACAGGCGUCAAUACGGAUCAGUGUGUGUUUGGAACUUUCGUGGACGCCGCUUACAAGGGAUACGACGCCAUCUUCGUCCAGGACGCCUCCGCGACCAGCUCCCCGGAGUUCGCUACGGAGAUGGUCAUCUUCAAUGCGAAUGGAUUGGGAUUUGUCGCGAACUCCACGCAGAUCAUUGAUGGACUGAGCGCGCAAAGCAUGUAG
Messenger RNA from Punctularia strigosozonata HHB-11173 SS5, 723 nucleotides. Its product is annotated as Isochorismatase hydrolase. Lineage: Eukaryota; Fungi; Basidiomycota; Agaricomycetes; Corticiales; Punctulariaceae. Bases 1 to 723 code for a protein of 240 amino acids. The record is from RefSeq and is a predicted model, not a curated record. The transcript has 7 exons.